This is a messenger RNA of Balaenoptera acutorostrata (minke whale), 7335 nucleotides long. RefSeq names its product vasohibin 1 (gene VASH1). NCBI's taxonomy places the organism in Eukaryota, Metazoa, Chordata, Mammalia, Artiodactyla, Balaenopteridae. Gene Ontology annotation, biological process: regulation of angiogenesis. The record is from RefSeq and is a predicted model, not a curated record. The transcript is spliced from 7 exons. The coding region runs from base 1228 to 2319 and encodes 363 amino acids. Gene Ontology annotation, cellular component: cytoplasm.
UCUCCGGGGACUAGCGCAGCCCGCGUUCGCCGAGGCUUUGUCACUCGCCUCCAGCUUCAUCCGCGGCCGUGGCUGCGCGAGCCUCCGGGCUUGCUCUCCCCGCCCAGCUGUCCUGCCUCCAGCCCUUAGCUGGGGGCGUGGGGUACGCAGGUGGAGCCCGAGCAAACAGCCGCGGAGCAUCCUUCGCCCGUCCCGGCCGCGCCACCGCCCAUGCUGCAGCCAGUCCAGGGCGGCGACCCUGUGGCCGCAGCCCGCCGCUCGGUGACCCUGCGCCCCGCCCGAGCCUUCCCCGCUGAGCCCCGGGCCCGGGAGCGGAACCCGCGCCCCACGAUGGCUCGGCUGGCGCAGGUUGGCGCCGGGUGCCCGCCAUCCGCCCGCUGAGACGCGCCCAGCUGGGUACCGGAGGGGCCUUGGCGCUCCCCGCUUCUCCUCCCCGCUGCGCCCUUCCCCCUUCUGGGGGCUCCGCCGCUCCUUCCCGGGAGCGAGGGCACAGGGGGCCGAGACAAAGCCCACUUUGUGCGGGGAGUUGGCUGCGGGCGUGGAAUGUGCGCGUCGGCGCGCGCCCCCUCCCCGCGCCCCGCCAGCUGCGAGUCUUGGCUCCCAGACUCGUCGCGUCGGAGAAAUCGCGCGCCCUCACCGCCCUCCGGUCCGGGGGUCCCGGCUCGGAGCUGACGCGGCCUGGAGUCGGGUCGGUCCCCCACCCCGGAGCGCGCGCAGGUGUGAGAGUGCGAUAUUUUGUAGAGGAAUUUGCUUGCCUUCAAAACUGGGAGCUGGGGCGCCCAGUCGGCGUGGGCACUCGUGCCUUGACCCUUUCGUGGCCGCAGAUCUGAGCUGCCUGGCCUCAGUUUCCGUCCGACUUUCCUCUGCCAGCCCAGACUGCUGUCCGUUAUUGUUCUCGCCGUCAAAUGGGGUUGCUUUGUGAAAGCUGCCAAGUUGGGAUGUAUUCUCUAGAUCCCGUUUUUCAAAAAGAACAAGGCCUCUAAGGCUCAUCCGGGACAACCAACCCCCUCUGCCCCGCACUUCACGUUGAGGCACUGAUUUCCGCCCCCCCACCCCAUCAAGUAGUAUUUUAUUGUACGGGAGCCACGCCCUGGUUUCUUAAAGGCGCGUUGCACUCUGUUUGGCCAUGUGUUAUCUCUGCAGCUGGUGUGUGGGAGGCCUCCUGUGAGCCACCUUUCUUACCCCUGCCCGCUGAGACAUCCUCCCACCCCCGUCAAGGAUUUGGGGAUGCCAGGGGGGAAGAAGGUGGUUGGGGGCGGCGGCAGCGGUGCUGCCCCCACUGCCGCUGCUGUCCCCUCUGGGGCCAGGCGUUUGGAGACGAGCGAAGGAGCCUCAGCCCAGAGAGAUGAUGAGCCAGAAGAAGAAGGGGAAGAGGACCUGCGAGAUGGAGGCAUCCCCUUCUUUAUCAACCGGGGUGGGCUGCCUGUGGACGAGGCCACCUGGGAGAGGAUGUGGAAGCACGUGGCUAAGAUCCACCCCGAUGGAGAGAAGGUGGCUCAGCGGAUCCGUGGGGCCAUGGACCUGCCCAAGAUUCCCAUACCGAGUGUGCCUACGUUCCAGCCGUCUACUCCUGUCCCUGAGCGCCUGGAAGCUGUGCAGCGCUACAUCAGGGAGCUGCAGUACAAUCACACAGGGACGCAGUUCUUUGAAAUUAAGAAGAGCAGACCUCUGACAGGGCUGAUGGACCUGGCCAAGGAAAUGACCAAAGAGGCUCUGCCAAUCAAAUGCCUGGAAGCCGUGAUCCUGGGAAUUUACCUCACCAACAGCAUGCCUACCUUGGAACGCUUCCCCAUCAGCUUCAAGACCUACUUCUCAGGGAACUACUUCCGCCACAUCGUGCUGGGGGUGAACUUCGGCGGCCGCUACGGGGCGCUGGGCAUGAGCCGGCGCGAGGACCUGAUGUACAAGCCGCCGGCCUUCCGCACGCUCAGCGAGCUCGUGCUGGACUACGAGGCCGCCUACAGUCGCUGCUGGCACGUGUUGAAGAAGGUGAAGCUGGGCCAGUGCGUGUCCCACGACCCGCACAGCGUGGAGCAGAUCGAGUGGAAGCACUCGGUCCUGGACGUGGAGAAGCUGGGCCGCGAGGACUUCCGCAAGGAGCUGGAGCGGCACGCCCGCGACAUGCGGCUCAAGAUUGGCAAAGGGACUGGCCCUCCCUCCCCCACCAAGGACCGCAAGAAGGAUGUGUCCUCCCCACAGCGGGGCCAGUCUAGCCCCCAUCGCAGGAACAGCCGCAGUGAAAGGCGGCCUUCUGGUGAGAAGAAGCCUUCGGAGCCCAAAGCCAUGCCAGACCUCAAUGGGUACCAGAUCCGGGUGUGAGGCAGGCGGCAGUGCCCCAGCCGCACCCACUUCUGGGGGCCAGGAUCUGCCUGCCAAAACCAGCCUCGCUCCUGGGGAAGUUGGGGCUGAUGAUGGGGGCAGGGUGAGGGGCAGCAGGAAGAGCGUGUCCCAGCUCAGCCACCCAAGAUGCUGCCCCUCCCGCUGGGCCAAGCCCCCUGACUUUGGACCACGAGGCAGUGAAGAGUUUAAUUUUGAGUUUUUAACUCGACAACUGAAAUUUAAGGUAUUUGGGAAAAAACUUAAAACUAAUGGAUCUGCCAGUGGCUGGAAGGCCAGUGCUUAGAGGAUCUAAGUGCCACAGGGCUGGGUGAGGAGGGGUUGCUGGCUCUGCUGGUACCCCUGCCCCAAGGUCUCUCUGGGAUUUGGGUCCAUUCCAUCUAUGGGAAACCUCCCAGCUCUGCUAGGCCUCUGGCAGGACGGGGGGAGGGAUGUUUCUCCAGUCCUGUCUGCCCUGGCAGAAUCUUCACCCAGGGAAAGGAAAGCAGGGUAGGAACCACCCUGAGAAAGGGCUGUGUGGCCCACAUCAGGAGCUUAGCACAGGACACAUCUGCCCCAAGAGCCAGAGCCUGUGGCUCAGGAGGGUUCUCAGGCCCUUGCAGCCCCAUGGACAGUGCUGUGUGGGCUGACAUUGCCUCGUGGCAGGGGCCGUGCUGGGAUGGGCUGGACGAGAGCCCAGGAGAGAACCACUGGGGGAAGGGUUCCCGGACCCCUACCUGGCCUGCUUGCUCAGCCCAGCUCUGCCUGUUGCUGAAGCCGGGGCCUCCCUGCAGAGGGGCUGGGCUCUGCCAAGGGCCUCAGAGAUGCACUGGGCUCAGCAUGACUGUGGGGACUGAAUAGACCUGGUGGGUCCAGGAACCAUGGCUGGCGAUGGGGUGGGACACUCAGGCCCAGGUCUGUCCCCCUGGUAGGUAGUCCCCAGGGACUGCUCCCCCUUCCUAUUACCUUAGCCCUUGCUGGGGAAAUGAAGACCAGAUCAGGCUGCCUGUGUCCCAGCCCUACCUCCCCUCAUUCAGCAGCCUGGGUAGGUGUGGAGGGCCCAGUGAUGAUCAGGCCUGUUGCGUGAGGCUGCUCAUCAGGGAAGAACCUGAGCUGCUGGAGUCUGCACAGCCUGCCUGGCAGGUGUGAGAGAUACCUGGCGGGCAAGUGAGAGGUUGUGGAGAGAGGUUGGAGGGCCUGCGGGAAGGUUCUGGAGGCCCAAGUAACAAAGAGGUGUAGGUCAAGGGGGCAGUGCGGCCACUAAGGAGAGGCAGGGCCCGAGAACUGGGGAAUGUAAGUGAGAAAAGAAUGUGGGGGAGAGUUUAGAAUCAGACGGCCUUGGGGAGUAGUGAGUUCCCUAUUGCUGGAGGUAUUCAAGCAAAGACUAGAUGGCUGCUUGUCAUCUUGAAAGCUAUAGAAAGGAUUUAGGUUACGGAAGGAUAACUGGAUGAGAUGACCAUUAAGGUUUCUUAAUACUGAGAGGCUAUGAUUCAGCCAGGGGCAGCUGGCAGUAAGGCUGCAGCAGGGCUGGGGGCCUGGAGGAGGGAGGACCAGAGCCAGAGUUGUAAACUCAAAUGCCUGCGGGGGCCAGGCAGAUGACUAAAAGGAGGGCUGCAGGGCUGGGUGGGGAUUGUGGCAAAUUAAAGAAAACAUACCCCAUUAAAGCAGCCGCUGUUGCUCAGCCAUUCUGAGCGCAGGCCCUGCAGUAUCAGAUUGCCUGAUUUUUUUUGUUGAGAGGCCAGAACUCUGAAUUUUUAUGUGAAAUAUGCUGAUUUUUAAAUGUUGGCAGUCAGUUCAGAAAAUUGUAAAGCCCAACGUGAAAAAGAAUGCUGGUUUGUAAUCUCUGAAGUAGAGAGGGCUUGGGCUGGGGAGAGGUCCACCGAGGUACUUUGAGGUGGAAAGCAUGAAAAGUUGUAGGCCUCCCAGAGCAGGCCGGGCCAGGGCAGCGUCCUCGCUGCAGAGGCUGCUCAGAGUGGGCAGCUACCCCACGUUCAUGUUCGCUCUCGCUGCAGACCAGAGACACACCAGUAACUCCCUGCGGUUGCUGAGACACCAGAGGGGGUGGAGUGGAAUAGAAAUAGUGCAAUUCUCAGCCUGCCAGGGAGAUGGAUUGUGCCUGAGAAGCAAAGAAAGGGAGAGAGGGAGACAGGAUGCGUUUGCUGAUGCAAGUGCCCGCCAGGGAAGGCACCAGGCUGGCAGCUCUUCACACCAGCAGCUCUUGGCCCAGAGCCAGGCCCAACAGGGAAGCCGGCUGCUCAGUCUCCUGGGUUUCUCAUGGGUCACUGGGCCCUGGGGAGGUGCCUAACCUGUCCCCCGGGCUACACCCCAGCCAGACCAAUCCGAGGGCCACUAUGAGCUCUAACUCACCAUCCCAUCCCAUCCCAGUUUUCAGGGAGAGGGGUGGUGGGUCCUCACGUUCACACAUUCACCUGAGGCAGAGAUGGAUCCGUUUGGGAGGCGUGAGGCUGAAAGUGAGGACUUUUGUGGGUCUGGAUGUGGGUGCCUCGUGCAGGCCGCUCAUUGGCAGACACCCCAGAUGCCCCCGUGGACCACAGGGCUUGAGGGUGAGACGUGAGGGAGCCGCUCCUGGUAUGGGAGCCCAGCAGGGUGCUCUGACCCUCUGGCUCCUUCCCGAGCCCUUUGGGGAGAAGGAAGCAGGACGAAGCCCCAACCCCUACUGCUGUCUUCCAGGGAGGGAGCCGACCACCCACAGCUGAUAACCCCCUAGCACUCCCCCUUCCUCGCUCAGACCUCGGGCCUGUGGACACCCACAGGAUACAGCGGUGCUUUUUAAUUUAACUGUUUCACAUAUGUAGCAACCCCUCCUCCCCUCCUGGGCGUGUUUACACAGGCUCUGCUCCCCAGGGCUGGCCUGGCUGCAGAGUUUCUGGGGAGGCAGAGGCAGGGACUUUAGGGCCUUAGUCACCAUCCUCAGUAUCACCUCAUCUCAAUUCCUGUGAGGGACCGGGCCUCGCUCCUCCCGACUCAGGACUGCCUUCCAGCUCUCAGCGUGGGUUCCUCAGGGGUAGGGGCUGCUGGCUGGGGAGGGGUCAAGGGGAGAGCAGAGAAAGCUGCUUGAUGAAGGGGGUGUCGGCAAGGGGGGGCAGUGAUUGCUCCCCAAGGCCUGGCUGCCUGUGCUCUGUGCUGGGUGCCGGGUCAGAACACUGGGAAAUUGGGUUUCAAGCCUCCCCACCCACCGACCUGCCAGUCCUCUCCCUCCCGUGGCCUCAGUAGUCAUGGUCCCCUCGCCCAUCUCGCCAGCCACCCCAUCCUUCCUGGGCGUGGCCAAGUGGGGAGAGCGGCGCCCCCGGCCCCCAGGUGCGAUGAUGAAGCCUAGGGCCAGGGUUCUGAGCAGCAGAAAGAGCCUGGAGGUUGGCCGUAUCUGGUUUCUGGCCCACUCUGUCAUCUUUUGCCCCCCACCGCUUCCAGCUUCGACUGGACUUACCGGCCCAGGGAUGGGGUCUAAUUCUGGCUGGUGGCGCCCAGAGGCCUGUGUGCCCGUGCGCGCCUGGGUCUCCUGCCUGGGUGGUUUUCGGCUUAGCUACAGCGGCUUCCCCAGGCACCGCCCCCCAGCCUCCGAGUACAGGCAGGUGUGAGCUGGGCCCGGCAUAUCGACCGCGUUCUGUGUGCCAGAAGCGGGCCGUGUUGAAAUCCCCACUUCCCUUGUUCCACUGAGAAACCAGUGUGAAGGGCAGGGAGGUCCUCUGGGGGAGCGUGGGGUGGGAGGGGAGGUCUGCCCCCGGCCAGGCAGGGCUGCCGCGGUGCUAGCUCCAAGUCCAUCAGUAUUGACCCCGCUCGCCCCAUCUUGGCGCUCCAGAGUUCCAAGUUUCCCUUUUUCUUCAAGUCUGAUGAGAGAAGAAAUCGGGUGCGCUUGGCCUGGGGCCUAGUGAUGGUGGAAGGCCCCUCCCUUGAGCUCUGUGUUGGCUGCCAUGUUGUACUGGACUUUGUUCCCCCUCUUCUUCUCAUAUCAGUGUUGCCCCUCCCCCUCUGACUUUUACACUUCGUCUCAUUCCUGUUCUCACUUUUUCCUUGAAAUGAAUAAAGUCUCCCCAGCUCAGCUGUGUGGGCUGGGAGGAAGCCCCAGUUUGUAAACCUUGUCUUCUUCCCUCUGGGAGCUGAGGCUGGAGCUGCCCCACCCACCAGUGUCAGCCUCGGCAGCUCCGGAGAGAACCUGCCCGGAGGUGAGGAGAGCCCCAGACAAGGCAACAGGACACCUCGCAGCCCCUGCAGUCAUGAUAAAACUUCUGGGGUCCCAGACGGUCACCCUCAGCCUGCUGAAGCCACUCAGCUCGUGUUAAUCCUAAUCUGGGAGGUCUUUCCUGCUGGCUGUAAAUGAACCCCUUCUCCCUCACACAGCCAGUUCAGCCCCCAGAGGCGCAGGAUGCAUUCCAGAGCCCUGCUCUUCCUACCCUAGUCCCCAGCAGUCCAUCGGGAACAGAAGAGGAAGGCUGGGUGUUCUCCUGGGAGCUGAGGCUAUUUCAGGAAACCAUAGCAACAGGGAUCUGCAGUCCCUUCUCAUCACAGUUGCCAGUGCAGAAUCUAUGGUAGUUAAAGCCACAGCUUUGGAAAACACCGCUGGUUCCACCCUUCUUCCUCUACAUUGUCCCUCCAGCUCUGGACCUCUUCCCAAUGCUUUAAGGCAAGUCCAAACAAUUACAACCAGACCUGCACAGAAAUAUCUUUUAGACCCCACAGCAUUUUUCACCUUUAACCCUUCCUGUUUCUCUGGUCUCCUUUCAUUCAGUUUGAGAGUAAAACCUAGACUUAUAAGAGGAGGGAGUAUAUUUCCUACUUCUUAUCCCAGCCAAUCCCCAUAAGGUCCUAACUAGAAGUGUCGUUUAGCACAGCAGGAGUCCCUCACUUUCAGUAGCGUGGUGGUGAGGUGUGGCCACUGGGAAGAGGAGGGGUGGUCUGUUGGAAUCCAUGAACAUCUUAGACUGUACGCCAUUAAAAAGAGGCAGUUAUGUUAAUUACAGGUUCAUUUAAAUCCAGCUUAAACGAUAACAAAAAAGAGCCUUU